Fusarium vanettenii 77-13-4 is the source of this 3264-nucleotide messenger RNA. RefSeq lists its product as uncharacterized. The coding region runs from base 1 to 3264 and encodes 1087 amino acids. Gene Ontology annotation, cellular component: membrane. Gene Ontology annotation, biological process: transmembrane transport. Lineage: Eukaryota; Fungi; Ascomycota; Sordariomycetes; Hypocreales; Nectriaceae. The transcript is spliced from 5 exons. Gene Ontology annotation, molecular function: ATP hydrolysis activity; ATP binding; ABC-type transporter activity. The record is from RefSeq and is a predicted model, not a curated record.
AUGUUUGCAUCUCGAGUAAUCGGUGCCAUCUGCGGCAAUUACAGUGGCUACUAUCUUCGCAAGAUAGCUGUACAGUACAAGUCGGCACUCUCGGCCUCGUUGCAUGCAAAAACCUUGGCCUUGGGUGAUGUCAAGACGACAGGGGGUCCUGACGUUGCUACUCUUGGAGAAGUCGAUUCCCAAAUUCUUUUCAAGUCAUCCCUGGAGAUUCCGGAUGCUUGGUCUUAUCCCCUUCAAAUAUCUCUCUACUACGGGGGACUUGCCUAUCUUCUCCCCUGGCAGGCCUUUGUCGCCGUGGCGUUGAUUACUGUCUUUCUAUAUCCAGCUGCUGGAUUGCUAGUAGAGGCCAUGUCUGUCUGGGUCAGGAAGAACAUGAGCGCCAAAGACUAUCGCACUGAACUCAUCUCCGAGGCCAUCUCUUCUAUAGAGUCCAUCAAGAUGCAUGCCUGGGAGUCUGUCUUUUCAUCCUCAGUUGCACAAAGGCGUCUUGCUGAGCUUGAGACUCUGAGAAACAUGGCUGUAUCUAGCGCAGGUCUUGUUUGUCUCAUGCAAGGUGCGCCGUCCAUCUUGACAAUAGCCGCCUUUGGAGUUCUUCUGCGUACCGGCCAGCAACUUGAUAGCCAGAUCGUCUUCACCGCCAUCAUGCUGUUCUCCAUGCUCAACGGGAGUCUCAUUCAGCUGUCGACGCUAGCCUCGACCCUUCAGUCGGUCGCAGCAUCCACGGAACGAGUCAGGACUUAUCUGAAUCUCCCUGAAACCAAGAUUUCUCCCACUUUCGAGUCGCCCUCUAGCUCUGGGCCCGAUGGCCAAAUCUGCUUCGAGAAGAUGCGGAUUGCUUGGCCCAAUGAGGCUCCCCUCGUCACGGAUGGCAAACUCAGUAUCGAUCCCCGCAGUUUAGUGGUUAUUCAAGGAGGAAUGGGAGUCGGUAAGUCGACUCUCCUCCUCUCUAUUCUGAGACACAUCCAACAGGACGAGAUGCAAAGACAUCGAGUGGCCUAUGUCCCGCAACAUCCGACCUUGAUCAAUGGCAGCAUCCGAGACAACAUCAUUUUCGGUCGUCCCUUCGACAGUGGAUUGUACACGGCAGUCAUUCAUGCCUGCUGCCUCGACUCCGACUUUCAGCAUCUCCGACAGGGGGACCGAACACCAAUCACAGGUUCUCUUGCUCUCUCUGGUGGCCAAUGUGCUCGUAUAUGCCUCGCCAGGGCCGCCUACUCACAAGCAGACAUCUAUCUCCUCGAUGAUCCUCUCUCGGCUGUCGAUGCAAGGGUUUCUGCCCAGAUCGUGCGUCGGCUUCUGGGAAGAACUGGAUUGCUAGCCAACAAAGCCAGGGUUGUUGCCACCUCGGCUGAUGGUCAAAUUCUCGGGCAAGCUGACACUGCUUACCAAUUUCAACGUGGUAAACUGCUUUCCGUUACGCGAGAUUCGAUUCCACAGGUGGAAGAUUGUUGGACCUACUCCAGUUCUGCUUCCCAAGGUAUGUUGGCACCACCGUGCACACACAUAGGAGAAAUUCUAAUGGUGUAUCAGAUCCCGGCUGUUGGUGGACUGGAGCUGCAUCCCGAGGCGUCACUCCCCGAUGUUCCCAUUACACAGCAGGCCUUGCUAGAACCCCGGAGAAAUGGUUCAAGUCAUCCAGCAUGGACAUAUAUCCUCGCGGCAAGGACUUUUGGAUGGCCUCUGUCUGUUGGCCUCCUCCUCAUGGGCAGAACGUCCUCCGUUCUCGGUACCUACACGCUAAAGCUUCUAACGAGCGAGCAAGACCAGGUAGCCGUCAACUGGGACAUGGCCAUCUUUGUUCUUCUUGCCCUUGGCCAGAUUAUCUUCUUUUAUCUCUUCAUUCUGGCAUUCUACCAGUUUUGUAUCGUGCCAGCUGCCUCGAAAUUGCACAACAACUUGGUGGUGGGCAUCCUCUCCAAGUCCAUCGACUUUUUCCAGACGGUCUCUGGGGGCGAGACUCUCAACCUAUUCACAAACGAUAUCGGUCGAAUUGACGGAUCUCUCAAUUCCUGCAUGAUUUCCUUGCUGGCUCAGUACGUUAAUCUCACGCUGACCUGUCUUGUCCUCAUUGGAACUCUGCCUGUCAGCAUCUUGUUCGUCAUUCCUCUUGUCGUCUUCUGCUCUCGCCUACAGCAGACGUAUCUUGACGGACUCAGAGAGCUCCGACACUUGGAUGUCGCCUCCCGAUCACCGCUACUCACCUUUCUUCAGGAGGCUCAGACAAAUCGAGUCCUCUUCAGCGCACACGGAUUGAUCAAGGCUCGCCAAAAUCAGUUCCAGAAGAAGUUGCAGGAAAAUCUCUCUGCCCUAUUCCCCCUUUCGUGCAUCGAUCUAUGGCUUGAAGUUAGGUUGGAGCUCAUUUCCAUUGUGUUCCAGCUGUCUGCACUUGGAGUCAUGAUGGCAGCUUCGAUUCCUCUAAGCACACUUGGUUUUGUCAUGACCUUUGCAUUCCAAGUCACUGGAACGCUCAGCAACAUGGCACAAUUCACCGCUCAGUUUGAGACGGAUGCAGUAUCACUCACUCGUAUUGACUCGUACUCUCAAACGAGCAACAGGGGUGAGAUGCAAGUUGAUGGCUCGGACUCGGACGGGCGAACUUGGCCGUCCUUGGGAACAGUCGAGUAUAAGUCGGUGAGCGGGAGACACCGUCCUGGCCUUCCGCUCAGCCUGAAAUCCAUCAGCUUUAACGUCAAGCCAGGUGAAAAGAUUGCCGUGGUUGGUCGCACCGGUGCAGGCAAAUCAUCCAUGAUAUCUUGUUUACUCAGAAUGAUGGAGCAGACAGAAGGGCAGAUUCUCAUCGAUGGAGAUGACAUUUCGGAUGUUGAUCCAAUCACUCUGCGAAGAGGCAUUGCGCUGAUACCACAGCGCCCCGUCAUAUUUUCUGACUCUGUUCGUCAGAACCUUGAUCCCCUUGGAUUGAGGAGCGACGGCGAGAUUAUCCAUGCCUUGGAAAUCUCAGGGGCCUUGCCAGUCAUCCAGAAGUUGGCCAAGGUCAAUGAGACUGACGACGGGCAAUUACUUGAAACUCAAACUAGCUUGUCGGUCGGAGAGGUCCAACUUCUGGCGGUGACGAGGGCACUUAUCCAGAAAUCUCCAGUCCUGAUCCUUGACGAAGCAACUUCGGGAAUGGACGCAAUGACUGAGAGCGUUAUACAUCAAACCUUGUUCACUAAUUUCAAGGCUACCACUAUCAUUGCGAUCAUGCACAAGCUAGAGCUAACAGUAAGUACCUUGAACAAUGUUCUCUUGUCAGACGAUUCAUGA